Sphaeramia orbicularis (orbiculate cardinalfish) is the source of this 9686-nucleotide messenger RNA. It is a transcript of the gene gigyf1a, whose product is annotated as GRB10 interacting GYF protein 1a. Gene Ontology annotation, cellular component: cytosol. Gene Ontology annotation, molecular function: protein binding. Gene Ontology annotation, biological process: insulin-like growth factor receptor signaling pathway. The record is from RefSeq and is a predicted model, not a curated record. Lineage: Eukaryota; Metazoa; Chordata; Actinopteri; Kurtiformes; Apogonidae. The transcript has 26 exons. The coding region runs from base 891 to 4163 and encodes 1090 amino acids.
GGCCAUGUUUCCGAAACACAAACAACAAGAAGAGCAGCGACUAGGAGCCAGCAGACACAUACUGAUACGCAGCAGCGACCGUUGGUGGAGAGGGAAAAUUAAUAAAUAAAAUACAGAGCACGACUUUCUGAAAGUACGAUUCUGUCGAAUGAGUACGUUUACAGUGUUUAAAGAGACCAAUGCAUGCGAUAUAUUGGCUGUAGACACACCGUGCAGACAACCAGUCUUGUAGCUAUAAACAGUGAAGUGGCGCAAAGGGAGGAGGACAGGAAAUAAAGGAGUUACCUAGAGGGGUCUCCGUCAAUCCACAUUUCAGUUGGAGCGAGAGGAAAAGGCACGGAGGGAUAGAGAGUGAAAGGAGAAGAGGAGUGCUAGUCGCGUCUGCUCUUGGCAGCUGUUCCAGCAGCCGGUUUCAUUGUUUUGGCUGUUAUUUCGUUCCUGCGUUACCUUUUUGACGAAUCAGUUCGUAUUUUUAACUUUAAUGUGAGAUAUAACUGCUGUACAAAAAAAGAAAACAUUAUUACUAGUAAGAGUGUUUUAUUUUGUUCCGUUGUUGAUUUCCAAGGUUCUUUUUGUUUCUUUUUUUUUUAUGUUUAACAACCUUUUUCGGCUGUGAGUAGCAGGAGCUUCCAUUCUCCAACCUAGUCAAACCCCCUUUCCUUACGUAGUUAGAAGAUAGAUAACCUGGUAUUCCUCAAACACCUGAAACUGGCAGCUAUUCUCUUUAAAUCUGUGUGUUUGGGGAGCUCUGUGACCACAGCUUAAGCACCACUCAGCCUUCUAGUCACCCAAGCCUAACUAAAGCCAGCCAGCUCAAGCCUGGUCCAGCCCAGUCCAGCCUGCUCCGAUCAUCUGGACAGGAUACUCAGUUCUGUGUGGACGUGAGGAAUAUGACUGCUGAGACUCUUAACUUCGGCCCAGAAUGGCUCCGUGCACUGUCCAGUGGGGGGAGUGUGACGUCCCCCCCUCCUUCCCCCGCCAUGCCAAAGUACAAGCUGGCCGAGUACCGCUACGGCCGAGAGGAGAUGUUAGCACUUUAUAUCAAAGACAACAAAGUCCCAGAGGACAUGCAGGAUAAGGAGUUUGCUGCUAUUCUGCAAGAUGAGCCCAUGCAGCCACUGGCACUGGUGCCGCUCACUGAGGAGGAGCAGAGGAACUUCUCCAUGUCUGUGAACAGUGUAGCGGUGCUGAGGCUCAUGGGAAAAGGGGUGGGUGGGGCUGCCCCGGCUGGAGUGGUCCGAGGACGAGGGGCCACGCGAGGCAGUCGAGGUCGUGGCCGUGGAGAAGGUGGAUUCUACCAAAGAAGUAUUGAAGAUGCAGAGGUGGGUUUUGGCCGCAGCGUUCGAGAGAUACACCGCAGCCAGAGCUGGGAUGACCGGGGAGAGCGUCGAUUUGAGAAGCCGCUGCGGCGUGAGGUGGGGCGUCCUGGCUUUGAGGAGCCUGGAGCUCCCGGGGGUCCAGGGAGGAAGGAGUACACAAGGGCUGACAGUGAUAACUGGCGCACCCUCCGGGAGGAGCAGGAGGAGGAUGAGGGGGAGCCGGGCAGUAACUGGAGGCUUGCUGGACCCCGCAGGGAUGAUGGUGGUCCUCGCUCAGCAGGCUGGCGGGAUCACAGUGGCCCUGGUGAAAGCCGCCGAAGGAAGUUUGACUUUGACUUCCGGGAUUCUGAAGGUCAUGGGGGUGGUCGUCGGCGUGCAGGCAGUGAGGGACUAGAAGAUGACAGGGAUGGGCUGCCUGAGUGGUGUACAGAUGAGGAGGAUGGGGAGAUGGGCACUUUCGACUCCUCUGGAGCUUUCAUGCCUAUGAAGAAGGGUGGCAAGGAGACAAUCCUGGAGGAGGAGCUGGAAUUUAAGGGGAUAGAGGAAGAGGAAGAGGAGGAAAGCUUUGCUGAUGCAGAGAGGAACAGUGCAGAAGGAGACAAAGAUCAGGAGAGUAAAGAAGCUGGUUCUGUGGUGAUAGAUGGUGAAGCAAAGCCAGCAUCACCCUCCUCCACUCCUCCAGCUUGUCCCCCUCCAUCUUUAGAACCUCAGCCCAACAACUCGGGCCCUGUGGUGGAAAACUCUCAGCUGAGCCAUAGCCACGUUGUAAGGGCCAGCAACACACCCAAUGAAGAUGUGGCUCCAGUAGCGGGCUCCAAGACCCAGCUAAGCCCCAACGCCACCGCCUCCUCCAGUCUGCCUCCCCCACCUCCUUCCUCUGCUGCUCCUCUUGUCCCUCCUUCUGGUGGAGACGCCGAGGACGAUGAGGGCAUGAAGCACCUACAGCAGGAGGCUGAGAAGAUGGUGGCAUCGCUGCAGGACACCUCUUUGGAGGAGGAGUGUUUCACCCAGGCUCUGCAACAGCAUCAGGAGAGCAGGAACACAGCGGCUGCUCUGCCGCUGUCACAUGAGGCCGCUAUGAAGUGGUUCUACAAGGACCCACAGGGAGAGAUCCAGGGUCCCUUCACCACUUUGGAGAUGUGCGAGUGGUUCCAGGCUGGCUACUUCACCAUGACCCUGCUGGUGAAGCGGGGCUGUGACGAGGGCUUCCAACCCCUGGGGGACGUUAUCAAGAUGUGGGGCCGCGUGCCCUUCGCCCCUGGGCCCUCUCCGCCGCCCCUGCUGGUGAGACAGCCACCACCACCGCAGCGCCCGCAGCCCAACCGGGGGCCCGCCGGGACUGUGAGUGAGAGCUCAGCCAAUGCAGAUGAUGGGGAGGGGAGGAUGCAAAGGAGAAAGAUUGUUGAUAGACACAUCAGGGGAAACCUGGACCAGGAGCGCCUGAAAAAACAACAGGAGCUGGCAGCAGCAGCUCUUUAUCAGCAGCUCCAACAGCAGCAGCUAUUCCAGCUCAUUAACAGGUGCAGUGAGCAGGGUAUGAUGCCUUCGAUGAACAGGUCGAUGUCAGUGCCAGAUACAGGGUCCAUGUGGGACAUGCAUACCUCAGCUUCACAGCCAUCAGGCGGUGAAGCCAGUCUUUGGGACAUAACAAUGAAUCCUUCUACUCAGGGUCCAACUCUUGAACAGCUUCAAAAGCUCCAGCAGGAGAGACGAGACGCUGAACUCAGGGCGAAGCGUGAGGAGGAAGAGCAGCGUAAGCGAAGAGAGGAGAAGAGAAGACAACAGGAGGAGCAGAAGAGGAGGGAGGAGGAAGAGCUCUUCAGACGCAAGCAGUGUCGUCAGCAACAGGAACUGAUCAUGAAGUUGCUGCAGCAGGCUCCCCAGCAACAGGGGCCUGGAGCUGGUGGCUCAGGCUGGAGUGGGGCUCCCUCCUCAGGCCUCGCCAAGUCAGGAAAAUCCCCGGCUCUGGCUCUACUGGAAAUGCAACAGGAAGCAGAAAGGCUUCUGAAGCAGCAGCAACAGAGAGCUCAGCAGCAGAGAGACCGCCAUACUGGUAUGUCCAUGGGGAGCUCCUCCAUGGGAAGCCAGUGGGAGAGUGUUGGCAUGUGGGGCGGGGCCGGGGGUAUGGAGGGUAAGGCUGGCAGUGGAGGCUCUGCGGGCAGCAUGGGCAUGUGGGACGAGGCUGUGAAGAACCAGUCCAGCCUGCGUGGUAACAGCAACAAUAACAUGGGCCUGAAGAACAGCCGCAGCAGCCCCUCUCUCAGCGAUCAGUACAUGAUGCGUCGGAAGCGGACAGAGGAAGAGGAGAAGCUGCUGAAGCUGCUGCAGGGUAUGAAGCCUCAGGACGGCUUCACCACCUGGUGUGAACAGAUGCUGCAUGCUCUCAACACCUCUGCCAACAACUCCUCCUCCUCUCUGGAUGUUGCCACAAUUGUGGCGUACCUGAAGGAGGUGGAGUCACCCUAUGCAGUGCUGGACUUCAUCCGGUCCUACCUAGGGGACACAGUGGAAGCCAAAGAGUUUGCCAAACAGUUCCUGGAGCGUCGUGCCAAACAGAAAGCCAACCAACAGAGACAGCAGCAGCAGUUAUCAAAGGAAGUGGCUGGAUUAAACAUGAACUUCCCUCUGCAGGACUCAAUGCGAGGUAUGAACCCAAGCACCCUGCAGUCCAUGUUUCAAGCCAACCACAUGGGCAAGGCUGGUCUCUAUGACAACCAGGGGGGAAAGAUGAAGAAGAAACAGCCCAUGAUGCUGCACUCUGACCCCAGCAUCUUAGGGUACUCAUUCCACAACACAGGCGAGUGUAUGAGCCUGAAUGAGAUGGAGAUGGUGGAGGAUUACUGAUGUGACGCAGCGCAGCAGCAAUAGCUACCUGAGGCCUUCUGUCUUUUAAUCAGACAAACCUGAUGACGAAUGUGCACUGCUGGGGGAACCAGGGGUGGGGGGUAGUGGAAAAGGGAGCGAGACAGAGGGGAGGUGCAGGGUGGAGGCGCCUGGAUCUGUGCCUCCUACCCUUUCCUUCCCUCUAAUAGAAAAAGGGCUCCCUGCUGCACCAGUUGAUCACUUGAGCAGGGGAGAGGGAGUGAGAAAGGGUGAGGUUAAAAGGAAGAUGGGUAUCCUCUGGCACUCAAAAGAUUAAGCACCUUAUACUGAACUAAUGCACUUUAUUGAGAUGGGAUUUGAAUUUUUUUUUUCACGUGUGUAUGUGUGUGUGUUUGGGAAUUAGUGCGCAUAUGGUAUGUGUACAUACACAAUAUCAGUGUGCAUUGGAACUGGAAGGGGGUGGAGACACAGUGGGGUGAAUGGUCGGGAUGUUAGGUUUUCAAAGUCAGGGGGACCUUUAGUUGAAACCUUAUCAGAGAGCAAAUCCUUUUCUCAAAAGACAAACACUGUUGAUAUUUCUCUUGUUUAGCAUUUUUUUUACGUUUAUAUAAAAAGUAAAGCUAUUGAAAAAUGGAUUAUAAAAAAACUUGAAGAUUUGCACUUGCCUAAAAAAGAAAUGACAAAAACAACAAAAAAAAUCAAACAAAUGGGGUUAGUUAGAGAAGUAAAUAUUUUUGUGAAUGUGUAUGAAUGACUGUGAGAGUGACUGAGUGUGAUGAUUGGUUUGUGUCGUAAUAUACCAGUCUGCACAAUAUUUUUUUUCUUUUCUUUUUUUGCUUACCAAGAUGUAUGAAACUUAAGAGGCCAUUUUUGUCUUUUUUGUUCAAAUGGUAAUUUUGUAUUCUCAUGAGUAGUGUAUGUGUGUGUGUCCCCUUAUCCAAAUGGGGACUGUUUGUGUGUUUUGAAAGUGGCAGAGUAAAUGAGAGAGAGAGAGGGCAAUUGCACAACACAUCCUUUCUCUCACCAGCUCUUCAUCCCCUCAUAGACUACAUAGAAAUGCAUACAUUUGUAAAUGUUAGCUUUGCUCAUCACAAGACCACCACUAGGUUAUUUUCCCUUAGCUUCUCCCUUAGGGGAGCUGUCUGUAGACCUGUAAGGUUUAACAGAUGGGGUGAAUCAUGAGGGAUAUUACUGUGUGUGCAUUGAAUGAGACUGUGUAUGUAUGUGUGUAUGCGUGUGUUUUCAGUGUGCAUGUACAUUUACUGUUCAUAGAAAUGAGUUAAGACUACAGGUACUCAUUUUGUAUACAUGUGCUUUUUUUGUAUGUGUAUGAAUGCACAUUUGUGCCUAAGACCUUGGAUAGGGUGCGUGGCCAUUGAGACAUUAACUCUUUUUUGAGAGCAAGUGUGACGUGUGUCAGUGCUCAGCACAGUGUAUGUCAAGUAUGUAAGUUUAUAUCGUAAAUAUUUCUAGUUGAGUCUUGGGGUGAUCCAUCAGAAGGUUAGUCCAGUCGGUUUUCCUGGGGUGUGAUCACAUUGCCUUUUGUCAGCUCUCGAACUUGUGAAUGAAAGGUGUCGAGUUUCUGACUUUGAAAAAAAAAAAAAACAGCAUCUUAAUGUGCAAGUGCACAGAAUGGUGCAUGAAAUGUUAGCAUAUUGUGUUACUUAUUCGUUGUUGCAAUUUGAUAAUGACGAGUUUUCUUUUUUAAUGAAAAAUAUAUAUGAAUAUAUACAUUAUAUACAAAGUUUAAAAGUAUUUGGACUAAGAUAAUGAGCACUUGGGGCUGCUAUUUUUGUUGUGUGUUUUAAAUUUUUUUUUCCUUAAUUUUUCAUUUUUGUUUCAUUAUCGCCAUGUGAAGUGUGUAUUAUUUCUUAAGAAAAUAUUGAAUGUAUUCCAAAAAAAUAACAAGAAACCCGUGCUGAUACAGACUUUUUUUUUUCCUCAGAAGAUUUCAAAAAUGGAAACAAAACACAAAAAAACUUCAAAGAUGUUAGCAAGGUCUUUUUUUUUUGGUUUUUGUUUCUCUCUCUUUUUUUUGUUUUGUUUUUCUUUUUUUAAUUUACACAGUGGAGAAGAAAAAAAACUCGGGAUGGAUACAGUUGAACACACUGCCUCUACAAUCCUGGUCGUACAAAUAGUGACUUAACAGAAAAGACUCUUUCUAUUCCAUACUGGAGCUUUGGUUGUUUACAAACCACAUGGAUAUCUGUGGGUGCAGUUUUUUUCCUCGUUAUUUUUGUUUUUUGUUCCCACAUUAGAUGGGUGGGGUUUGCAAGUGCGCUUCUGCCAUAUGGUCAUUUAGUGGUGUUUUUUUAUUUUUUAUUUUUCCUCCUCUCCUUUUGAGGAAGAGUGGCAGGCAUCACAACAACAUGGACAAGAUCUGGACCUUUUUCUGUGGUCAUGGAUCCUGAGACUUGAUCAACCAUUGAGCAGAAGCAUGGAGAAAAUCAAGGCUUGGCUCUGUUAUGUGGAGAACAGAGUGCAGGGCUACAUAACCCUAGAGGGAACUCCGAGGGCGGUAUGAGUACACCUGCUUUGUGCACUUGUCUUCACCUCAUCCCUCAUAAGCACUCACACCCUGCCCUCACCAACUCACCUAUGCACUUUUGUUCAUUCAAGCUGUGAGGUACCAUUUUGGGGAUGGGAGCACAAUUACAACAGGAGGAUUGCUACGACUUUGACAAAGUCACUGAAAAGAUAUUCCCAAACUGAAAUAAGAGACUCGAGAAGCCCGCCUUCUCCCACCUCCUGUAUAUAACCAUAUUUUUGUAUUACCUUUCAGAGUAGAAAAAAAAUUUGCAAAUCGAUGAAGGAAAAUUCAUGAGACAUUGAACAUAUGGAGUGAAUGUUCUUCAAGAAAAAACAAUCUUUUUUAAUAUAGCUUGAGAUAGACUCGGGGUGAGUUUCCCUCAGUUUGCCAGUAACCCUGAAAUACAUGGGAAUGGAAGGGAAAACCACAUGGACUAUGGUGUUGGACAUGCUACAGUGGCUCCAGGACUGACUGAUAGUUACUUAUCAAAAAUGGAUGUUGCAGUGGCUACGAAGAACCUCGCCAAGAGUGUCUGAUCAACAUGCACCGAAAAAAAGAUAGACAAGGGUUUAAAGAGCCAUUGGAAUGGUUCGUCCGCUUCGUUUCCCAACCUGCUGCCUGUCUUGAGAGCUGUAGAGUGACUGCAUGAGGAAAUCGUUGGCAUUGGAGUCCGGCUGUGCUUUAUUUGCUGCCCUCUGCAAGGAGGAUCUAAUCUUCAGCCAGCCCAUGACCCAAUUAACCCUAAUGCCUGUCCUUUGAACUUAAACCCUAGGAAACUUUUCUGUCUUGACCUGGGACUGGGCAAGCAAUGGCAUUAUCAGUUGGACACUUAACAGAUGAAGUUACAGGUUUAUCGACCGUGGAUCCCAUCUAUGUUGGAAGUGUUUGGGAUUUGAUUCGAUGCUCUCCAGUGAGGAUGAGGAUGAGGUAGAGGAGAAACUCCUCUGCAAUUAUAGAGGCACGAUCUGCUCAGAGCUCAUCAUCCACGUCGGCCCGAAACUCUUUCCGAGAUCUUCUAACCAGCGGGACAGAAGACGUGCCCUCCUGCCCAGAUGUCAAGAGAGACAGAGCUGGGUUGUGUUUUGUUGGACGUGGCUUGAAUACAUCUAAGCCACCAUUAACCCCUGUAGCUGCAGAACUGGAUAAACUGAAAGAAUUGUACAAAAAAGUAAACAAAGACUUUAAAACAUGACAAAACACAUACACGUAGCAACAUGUCACAUAGAGUCCAAAGGAGUGUAGACACUACAUUCACACCUACAGCAAUGUACACUCGAUUACACUGGCUCUCCUCUGGAACCAUGUCUGCACACAUAACAGGGCUACAUCAAUCAAAUCACACAUUAUAAACACAAAGGCAUCAGUGCUCAUUAGUAUAAAUGCUGAGCAGUCUGCUUUGUAAAUAUUGUAAAAGUUUGUUCUGAUUUUUUUUUUUUUUUUCCUCAUAGUGGUUUUUGCUUUAUUUCUCUGUUCAACAUGCCUUAAAUUGUAUAGUUCAGUCCUGGAUGGCUAACUGAAAAUGUUCUUUAAACAGUAAUGAAUUUAAGUUGGAAAUCACCUUGUUAACUACUAAAGCUAAAGAAAGGAGCCUUCGAUAAGACUGUUUUCUGUCAGCUAACAGAACUGUCUUGUUCUCUAUUAUCCUGAUAAAUGUACAACUGAUCACCAUGAAAGUUACUCAUUAGCUACAGAAUAGAGACGCAAGCUAUCCUUGAUUCAUAUGCUUUUGCUGGUGGUUUACUUAUUUGCCCUUUUGGUUUCCAUAAAAUGAAGAGUGAAUUCGUUCAGAUUUCCUGUUUAGAUUAUUGCUGAGGGUGCAGGCUGAAUAAAGGGCUGAAGUCUGUACAGUUGAGAGCUGAGUUGACCAGGUACAAUGCACAGAAUUGGGUUAAAUCACACAUCAGUUGCUGUGUGAUUUGAAAAAAAAAAAAAAAAAGUUGAAUGUGGUUAGGUUAAACUACAAUGACAGGACAUGAAAAUAAGACGCAUAUUGCAGCUUUUGUUAUUUCUUUUCAAUCCUGGGUGAGUGUUCUACAAACUACUAGGUACUUUUACAUUUUUGAGGACUUGGGCUUAUAUUAAGAAAUAUGACUGAAUGAUUUGAAAUAUGUAUAGGGUUUUACUUUUGACACUAAACCAUGGGGUGAGUUACAGCUUUACCUGGAUGGCCUUUCCUUUGUGCUGCUUAUCAGCCUGAUGGCACUGAAUAGAAAAGGAAUAGAUUGAAUCUGAAAUUAUCAUCUGAAAUUCCAACUCACAGAUUUGCAUUCGUGUUUCAUGUAUAUUUCAGUGGAUUUGGGAAGUUCGUGCUUUUAGUUAACCGGUAAUAAUUGAAUUGUAUACGGAUUUUAAUCUAAAUGACAACUGAUAAGGAAGAUGUAAGCUCAAACUUGUUAUACAGUCUGUUAUACAGCUGAGGUUGUGAUGAAUAGUAUCCUCCCAGAUUUGACUGUAAACUGAAAAUGCCACUGGAAAUAUUUCAUAAUUGUUUAAAUGAUACUGGAGUAACAAUAAAUGGUUACUAAGUUUAUUGUUAUCAGCUGCAAGAACAGAAAUUGACUUUAACAUAAUGAAAAUGUUAUCAAAUCUCCUAUUUGUGGAUGGCUUUGAUAAUCUAGCAUAUGUUAGACAUUUUUAAAGGCUGAUGUGCGGUAUUAGUUGUGUAAUGUCUCUUAAUGUGCAGUUUACUGCACUCAAAAUGCUUUUAAGGUAAGUUAAACUGCAAUAUUGUGUUGUCAAAAGCCCUGGAUGGUUAGUUGCUGCCUUUGACAACCUCCCAUAGCAGUCUGUCCUGUCAUUUCGUAGUUCUAACAAAGGUGACCUAAAAGAUGGUAUGGAAAUCAUACCCCUGGUCAGCUCAGCUCUUUCACUCAUUAAGUCUUUGAAUGUUGUUAAUAAAACAGCAUACAUGUAAUGAAAACUGUUUUGGAAAAGAACUGAAAUAUGUGUAAAUAGUUUGGCUUUUGUUUGUUUGAAGAACAAAUAAAUACUAAAUAAAUAGCAUUUAGCAACGA